CCACCAUCACCACCACCAAUUCCCCAAUCCACCUCCACCAAACACACCACCUCAAAUUCCCAUGCCGCCCUCCUCCAAAGCACCAAGCAACACCUCCUUCCACACCGCCCGCACCACUAUGCCCCCCCCCGCCCGCUCCCCCCUCAAGCGUCUCCACGCCGAGCUCUCCGCCUUGCAAUCCCUCGGCCCCCGCCCCAGCAGCGAUGGAAGCGCGAUAGAGCGGCUCGAACCGGUUGAUACGGAUGAUUUGUUUAAGUGGGAGGCGGUUGUUAAGGGGAGGGGGUUGGGGGGGGGGUAUGAGGAGGGGAGAUGGCUGUUGGAGAUUGAGGUGCCUGAGGCGUAUCCGAAUGCGCCGCCGAAGGUGAGGUUUAGGACGAGGGUUGUGGGGAGCAAUGUUGAUUUCGAGACGGGCGAAGUCUGCCUCGACCUCCUAAAGGAUAACUGGUCCCCAGCCUACACCCUCGAGAAGACCGUCGAGGCUGUAGCGCUCAUGCUUGCGAACCCCGGGGUGGACAGCCCGCUGAAUGUGGAUAUCGCGGCGCUGUUGAGGAGUGGUGAUGCCGUGGGGGCCGAGAGUCUUGUUCGGUGGGCGGCGGCGGAGACUUGGGGGCGGUAUGAGGGGAAAUAAGCUUGUGGAAUUAGUGGAGGGGAAAGGGCGGGAUAUAUAUAUACUUCGUGGGGAGCGAUGGCGUUUUGCUUUCGAUACAUGAAUGGUCAAGAGAUUGAGCUUUUGGAUGUAUUGAGAGAGGGAAGAAAUUGUAUACACCCGUAGAUACGUGCGUGGAGUUUGUAGGACAAAGAAGCAAAUUUCAUUCUUAUAGGAUCUCUCGCUGAUCCAGGAAACACAACAUCGUCACUGGUUUAUACUGUGGAGAGAGAAUAUGGUCGAUAGCCAUAUA
Messenger RNA from Pseudogymnoascus destructans, 899 nucleotides. RefSeq lists its product as uncharacterized. The record is from RefSeq and is a predicted model, not a curated record. Bases 62 to 628 code for a protein of 188 amino acids. Gene Ontology annotation, molecular function: ubiquitin conjugating enzyme activity. The transcript is spliced from 2 exons. Gene Ontology annotation, biological process: protein polyubiquitination. Gene Ontology annotation, cellular component: nucleus. NCBI's taxonomy places the organism in Eukaryota, Fungi, Ascomycota, Leotiomycetes, Thelebolales, Thelebolaceae.